Messenger RNA from Manis javanica (Malayan pangolin), 12787 nucleotides. It is a transcript of the gene SPEN, whose product is annotated as spen family transcriptional repressor. Lineage: Eukaryota; Metazoa; Chordata; Mammalia; Pholidota; Manidae. Gene Ontology annotation, molecular function: RNA binding. The record is from RefSeq and is a predicted model, not a curated record.
CGGCCUUGUUUUGACACUUUCCCAAGCAGGCCCGGAAACGGCCAGAAGCUGGCCCAAGGGGUAAGCAGGGGAAGGGGUCCUGGCCUCGUGUAGGAGAGAGCCCUUGGCAGCCGUUUGACACGCAGUCAUGGCAAAACCAACCCUCUUUUUCUUUUCUUCCCCCAGGCCAGCGCCUGGGACUCCCUCCAGCUCGAGAGGCUGUAGGCAGUUCUUGCCUUUCUACAUGCUACUCCGGUGCCCUGAUUAAGCUCCUGCCUGGCGGCCCGGUUCCCUGAGCGAGUGCGCGCCUGCGCACCGUGACCGAGCGAGCGAGCCAGCUUUCUUUCCAGGCCUCGCGUUCCUCCCUCCCCCGUGCGCCUGCGCACCGGCUGGGAGGAACUCAGCGUUUUGGCCUCGGCGGGCGGGCGGACGCGCGCGUGCUCGCGGCGAGGGGGGCGGGUCGCGCGCGCCGGUGGGAAGCGUCCGGCUGCCACAGCGCCAGCUCCGUCGUAAGUCGCUGCAGCCCGGGUCCCGCUCGCCCCUCCUCCCGGCUCCCCCGCCCGCUGCUGCCCGGGCGCAUGCGCCUCCGGAGCGCGAGGGUCGGCUUCGGGUGUGUGGUGGCGACAGAGCGGAGCUGCAAGGCCCUAGAGUCAGAACCUGGGGGAGAGGAAUGGUCUCUGCACGGGGGGGAGCCGGAGGAGUCGCCGCCGCUGCCGACGCCACCGCCGCAGCCGCCGCCGCCGCCGCCUUGGCGCCCGCCUCCCGGCGCUGACGGGCUCAUACGAAGCCGGCGAGGGGGAUCCCGCACCAGCGGUCGCCGGCACACCGCCCAGCAUGGUCCGGGAAACCAGGCACCUCUGGGUGGGCAACUUACCAGAGAAUGUGCGGGAAGAGAAGAUCAUCGAGCAUUUCAAACGAUAUGGCCGUGUGGAAAGUGUCAAAAUUCUCCCCAAGAGGGGAUCUGAAGGAGGAGUGGCUGCCUUUGUGGAUUUUGUGGACAUCAAAAGUGCGCAGAAAGCUCAUAACUCUGUCAACAAAAUGGGAGAUAGAGACCUACGCACGGAUUAUAAUGAACCAGGCACCAUUCCGAGUGCUGCUCGGGGAUUGGAUGAUACAGUUUCCAUAGCAUCUCGUAGUAGAGAGGUUUCUGGGUUCAGAGGAGGUGGUGGAGGGCCUGCUUAUGGUCCUCCACCAUCACUUCAUGCACGAGAAGGACGUUAUGAGCGGAGACUUGAUGGGGCUUCAGAUAACAGGGAGCGUGCUUAUGAACAUAGUGCCUAUGGACACCAUGAACGGGGGACGGGAGGAUUUGAUCGGACAAGACAUUACGAUCAGGAUUACUAUAGAGAUCCUCGAGAGCGGACUUUACAGCAUGGGCUCUAUUAUACUUCUCGGAGUCGAAGCCCAAACCGUUUUGAUGCUCAUGACCCCCGAUACGAACCUAGGGCUCGGGAGCAGUUUACACUGCCCAGUGUGGUACACAGGGAUAUCUACAGGGAUGACAUUCCCCGGGAGGUACGAGGCAGAAGGCCAGAGCGGAAUUACCAGCACAGCAGGAGUCGGUCUCCACACUCAUCCCAGUCUAGGAAUCAGUCUCCACAGAGGCUGGCUAGCCAAGCGUCUAGACCCACCAGGUCCCCUAGCGGCAGUGGUUCUAGGAGUCGCUCCUCCAGUAGCGAUUCUCUCAGCAGCAGCACUAGUACCAGCAGUGACAGCACUGAUUCCAGCAGUAGUUCAAGUGAUGACUCUCCAGCCCGAUCAGUUCAAUCUGCAGCAGUCCCAGCACCCAGUUCCCAGUUGCUUUCAUCCCUGGAAAAAGAUGAGCCCCGUAAAAGUUUUGGUAUCAAAGUUCAAAAUCUUCCAGUACGCUCUACAGAUACAAGUCUCAAAGAUGGCCUUUUCCAUGAAUUUAAGAAAUUUGGAAAGGUGACUUCAGUGCAGAUACAUGGAACUUCAGAAGAGCGGUAUGGUCUGGUAUUCUUUCGGCAGCAAGAGGACCAAGAAAAAGCACUGACUGCAUCGAAAGGCAAACUUUUCUUUGGCAUGCAGAUUGAAGUAACAGCAUGGAUAGGGCCAGAAACAGAAAGUGAAAAUGAAUUUCGCCCUUUAGAUGAAAGGAUAGAUGAAUUUCAUCCCAAAGCAACAAGAACACUCUUUAUUGGCAACCUUGAAAAAACCACUACUUACCAUGACCUUCGCAACAUUUUCCAGCGCUUUGGAGAAAUCGUGGAUAUUGAUAUUAAGAAAGUAAAUGGAGUUCCUCAGUAUGCAUUCUUGCAGUACUGCGAUAUUGCCAGUGUUUGUAAGGCCAUUAAGAAGAUGGAUGGGGAAUACCUUGGAAACAAUCGCCUCAAGCUGGGUUUUGGAAAGAGCAUGCCUACAAACUGCGUGUGGUUAGACGGGCUUUCUUCAAAUGUAUCGGAUCAGUAUUUAACACGACACUUCUGCAGAUACGGGCCUGUUGUGAAGGUGGUGUUUGACCGCUUAAAAGGCAUGGCCCUGGUUCUCUACAAUGAAAUCGAAUAUGCACAAGCAGCUGUAAAAGAGACCAAGGGGAGGAAAAUUGGUGGGAAUAAAAUUAAGGUGGAUUUUGCAAAUCGGGAAAGUCAGCUGGCAUUUUAUCACUGUAUGGAAAAAUCUGGUCAAGAUAUCAGAGACUUUUAUGAAAUGUUAGCAGAAAGAAGAGAGGAACGAAGGGGAUCUUAUGACUAUAGCCAAGAUCGCACAUAUUAUGAGAACAUUCGUACUCCAGGCACUUAUCCUGAGGAUUCCAGACGGGACUAUCCAACUCGAGGGAGAGAAUUUUAUUCAGAAUGGGAAACUUACCAAGGAGAUUACUAUGAAUCACGGUAUUAUGAUGAUACUCGGGAAUAUAGGGACUACAGAAAUGAUCCUUAUGAACAAGAUAUUCGGGAAUACAGUUACAGGCAAAGGGAACGAGAAAGAGAACGUGAAAGAUUUGAGUCUGACCGGGAUAGAGACCAUGAGAGGAGGCCAAUUGAACGCAGCCAGAGUCCAGUGCACUUGCGACGCCCACAGAGUCCUGGAGCUUCCCCCUCACAGUCAGAGAGAUUGCCAAGUGAUUCUGAGAGGAGGAUUUACAGCCGAUCCUCAGACCGGAGUGGAAGCUGUAGCUCAGUUUCCCCUCCAAGAUACGAUAAACUUGACAAAUCUCGUUUGGAGCGCUAUACAAAAAAUGACAAGACAGAUAAAGAACGAACUUUUGAUCCUGAGAGAAUGGAAAGAGAGAGACGCUUAAUAAGGAAGGAAAAAGUGGAAAAGGACAAAACUGAAAAGCAGAAACGGAAAGGAAAAGUUCAUUCCCCGAGUUCUCAGUCUUCAGAAACAGACCAAGAAAAUGAAAGAGAACAGAGCCCUGAAAAAUCAAGGGUUUUUAAUAAACUGAGCAGAGAGAAAGCUGACAAAGAAGGAAUAGCAAAAAACCGCCUAGAACUCAUGCCUUGUGUUGUUUUGACUCGAGUGAAAGAAAAAGAGGGGAGAGUUAUUGACCAUACUCCUUUGGAGAAGCUAAAAGCCAAGCUUGACAUUGACAUUGUCAAGUCUUCUGCCCUAGAUCAGAAACUUCUGGUCUCUCAGACGGAGCCUACAAAGUCUGACUUGUCUAAACUGGAGUCUGUUAGAGUCAAAUUGCCAAAGGAAAAGGGUCUUUCAAGCCACAUAGAGGUGGUAGAUAAGGAAGGCAGGCCUAAACCCAGGAAGCAUCUGAAGCCAGAGCAGACUGCCGAUGGGGUAAGUGCUACAGAGCUGGAGAAGCUGGAAGCAAGGAAAAGACGUUUUGCUGAUUCCAAUUUGAAAGCAGAAAGGCAGAAACCAGAACUCAAGAAAACUAGUCCAGAGGUGGAGGAUGCUCGCAUGCUUUUAAAAAAGCAGCCUGACAUACCAUCUAGAGAUGUCAUUCUGCUGAGGGAAGGAGAAUCUGAAAGAAAGCCUGCGAGGAAGGAAAUUCUGAAAAGAGAAUCUAAAAAAAUCAAACUGGACAGACUUAAUGCUGUUCCUAGCCCUAAAGACUGUCAGGAGCUUGCCAGUAUUUCUGUUGGUUCUAGGCCCAACUCAGACCUACAAGCAAGGCUAGGAGAACCAGUAGGUGAAUCUGUGGAAAGUCAAGAAAUCCAACCAAAAAAACCCACUGCUUCAAAACCACAGCUUAAACAGCUACAGCUGUCAGAUGAUCAAGGACCAGAGAAAGAAGAUAUUAGGAAAAACUAUUGCAGUCUUCGUGAUGAAACACUUGAAUGUAAACCAGGCCAAGAGAAACCACAUUCAGUAAAUACUGAGGAAAAAAUUGGCAUUGAUAUUGAUCACACACAGAGUUACCGAAAACAAAUGGAGCAGAGUCGUAGAAAACAGCAGAUGGAGAUGGAAAUAGCCAAGUCUGAGAAGCUUGGCAGUCCUAGAAAAGAUGUAGAUGAAUAUGAAAGGCGCAGUCUCGUCCACGAGGUAGGCAAACCCCCUCAGGAUGUCACUGACGACUCUCCUCCCAGCAAAAAGAAACGGAUGGACCAUGUUGAUUUUGAUGUCUGCACCAAAAGAGAGCGGAAUUACAGAAGCUCACGGCAGGUCAGUGAGGAUUCCGAAAGGACCGCCGGCUCUCCCAGUGUCCGACAUGGCUCCUUCCAUGACGAAGAUGAUCUCGUAGGCUCCCCCAGGCUCAUGUCAGUAAAAGGGUCUCCUAAAGUAGAUGAAAAAGGUCUCCCCUAUUCUAAUAUAACAGUCAGAGAAGAGUCCUUAAAAUUUAAUCCUUAUGAUUCUAGCAGGAGAGAACAGAUGGCAGACAUGGCCAAAAUAAAGCUGUCUGUCUUGAAUUCUGAAGAUGAGCUAAAUCGGUGGGACUCUCAGAUGAAACAAGAUGCCAGCAGAUCUGAUGUGAGUUUUCCAAACAGCAUAAUUAAGAGAGACAGCCUUCGAAAGAGGUCUGUACGUGACUUGGAACCUGGUGAGGUGCCUUCAGAUUCUGAUGAAGAUGGAGAACACAAAUCCCACUCACCCAGAGCCUCCGCAUUAUAUGAAAGCUCUCGAUUGUCUUUUUUAUUGAGGGACCGAGAAGACAAACUACGUGAGCGAGAUGAAAGACUCUCCAGUUCUUUAGAAAGGAACAAAUUUUACUCUUUUGCAUUGGAUAAGACAAUCACACCAGACACAAAGGCUUUGCUUGAAAGAGCUAAAUCGCUCUCUUCGUCUCGAGAAGAAAAUUGGUCUUUUCUUGACUGGGACUCCCGAUUUGCUAAUUUUCGAAACAACAAAGAUAAAGAAAAGGUUGACUCUGCUCCAAGACCUAUUCCAUCCUGGUACAUGAAAAAGAAGAAAAUUCGGACGGACUCAGAAGGAAAAAUGGAUAAUAAAAAAGAUGAUCAUAAAGAAGAAGAACAGGAAAGGCAAGAAUUAUUUGCUUCUCGUUUUUUACAUAGCUCAAUCUUUGAGCAAGAUUCCAAGCGGCUGCAGCACCUAGAGAGAAAAGACGAAGAAUCUGAUUUCAUUUCUGGUAGGCUAUAUGGGAGGCAGGUAUCUGAUGGAGCAAACAGCACAACUGAUUUGAUUCAAGAGCCAGUAGUUCUUUUCCAUAGCAGAUUUAUGGAACUCACACGAAUGCAACAGAAAGAAAAAGAAAAAGACCAAAAACCCAAAGAGGCUGAGAAACAGGAAGAUGCAGAGGAUUAUCCCAAGACCCCAGAAUCUACUUCUGAGAACAGAGAGUCUGAACUGAAAACUCCAUCUUCAACCGGACCACCGCCUAGUGUCACUGUUGUAACUCCGGAGUCACCAUCGUUACCACUGGAGAGGACAGUUACCACUAGUGAAAAAACAGGAGAGGUGCCGUUGAUGACAGAAGAGAAGACCACGGAGCCGGCCUCUGUCUCCGAAGAAGCAAAACCUGUGUCUGACCUGGCUCCCAUUGCUGCGGAAGAGUCCGACCAAGUAGAUUUGCCCCCAGGAGUGGACACCAAUAAAGAUGCUGCCAGGACUCCACUGGUUGUUGAAGAAAGUUCAUCAGUUGACCAGCUGCCUUAUUUAGAUGCCAAGCCUCCAACUCCUGGGGCCUCAUUUUCCCAGGUAGAGGUCAGUGUAGAUCCAGAACCUGACAGAAUCCAACCACUUUCAAACCCGACUCAGAAGCCUGAGGAAACUGACGAGCCAAAAGCGGAAAAACCGAGCGCACCUGCUAAUGUUGAACCUGAUGCAAAUCAAAAAACUGAAGCUGUUCCUGAGGUUCAGCCUCAAGCCUAUGAAGAUACAGAGAUUGAUCCUCCAGUUGCUACAAAAGAAAAAAAGCCAAACAAAAGUAAGCGCUCCAAGACCCCCACCCAGGCAGCUGCUGCAAGCCUCGUGGAGAAGCCAGUCACGAGGAAGAGCGAGAGGAUAGACCGGGAGAGACUCAGGCGGUCCAGUUCUCCUCGUGGGGAAGCACAGAAGCUCUUAGAAUUGAAGAUGGAGGCAGAGAAGGUUACGAGGACUGCAUCUAAAAACUCAGCUGUGGACCCUGAACAUCCCGAGCCAAGUUUGCCCCUCAGCCGAGCAAGGCGCCGGAAUGUGAGGAGCGUCUAUGCAACCAUGGGUGACCAUGAAAGUCGCUCUCCCGUGAAGGAGCCUGUCGAGCAACCUAGAGUGACGAGGAAGAGACUGGAGCGAGAGCUUCAGGAGGCAGCAGCAGUGCCCACCACCCCCAGGAGGGGGAGGCCUCCGAAAACACGCCGUCGAGCUGAGGAUGAGGAGGAGACGGAGACGAAGGAGCCCGUGGAGACACUCAAACCAGCUGAGGGAUGGAGGUCCCCCCGGACCCAAAAAACAGUAGCUGCUGGCGGCCCACAAGGGAAAAGGGGGAAAAAUGAGCCCAAAGUUGAUGUUGAACGUUCUGAGGCCACCACUGACAUGAGUCCCCAAGUAAAUGUGAAAGAAAAUAACCCAAAAUCCAAGGUCGAUAAAGAAGAAGCAGGAAGCGAACAUAAACGUGACAAAAAAGAGAUCAGCACAGACAAAAAUUCCUCUGACACCCUGCCAGUUGAAGUGGUGGAGAAAAAAACAGCCCCUGAAAAAAACUCUAAGUCAAAGAGAGGAAGAUCUCGAAAUUCUAGGUCAGCAGUGGACAAAUCUGCAAAUCUGAAAAAUGUGGAAGCCAGUGUCAGCCCCAGUGUGACUGCAGGCCCUUUGGGGCUGGCAGAGGAGAAGGAAGCUGGGGUCGUGGCAGUGUCCCCUGAGAAGAGUGGGCAUCCUCAGGAGGAAGGUGGUACAUCAUCCCAGGUGAACAGUGAACCAGCUGAUCCAGACAAGGAGCUGGGGAAGGAAGAUAUGACUGCCUCUAAGCCGUCCCCAGAAGCAAAUCAGUUAGCCAGGCAGAUGGAGCUGGAGCAGGCCGUGGAGAACAUUGCAAACUUCACUGAGACGGCCGCCACCGCCUUCAAGGCAGCAGCCACAGACACAUCAGAGGGCCUCUCCACAGAGGGCAGGGACAAGCCCCCACACCAAGCAAGUGAAACAGAACUGGCUGCAGCCAUUGGCUCCAUCAUCAAUGACAUUUCUGGGGAGCCAGAAAACUUCACAGCACCCCCACCUUACCCUGCAGAAUCACAGACAGAUCUACAGCCCCGCUCUCAGGUCCUGCAGCCACCUGGAGAAGGAAUGGAGCCUGAGACCAAUGAGGCUGUGUCUGGCAUCUUGGAGACUGAAGCUGCUACAGAAUCUUCUGGGCCACCAGUCAGUGCCCCUGACCACUCAGCAGGCCCUGCAGACACCAAGGAAGCCAACGGGAACAGCAGCAAAAUUGCCCACCCAGUGCCGGAAGCCAAAGGAUCUAAAGAAGCAGAUGUUGUUCUUGCUCGGAAAGACAAAGGGCGCCAGAAGACGCGAUCACGACGCAAACGAAAUACAAACAAGAAAACGGCUACUGUAGAGAACCGAGUCCCUAAGCCUGACCCAGUUCAAAGCAGGAGUCCUGCCACAAAUGAGGGGACCACGGUACAGCCCUCAGAAACUCCGGAGGAAGAAAAGCAGGCUGAGAAGCCCCCACUCACCCCUCCAGAGUCCUGUGCUUCUGACCCCAGCAUAGUUCCGUCUGUGGAGAAUUUGUCCCAAGAAAACGGUGUUGAAGAAAAGACUCCAGCCAUAGCACCCUCACUCCCAGACCUUCUCCCACCCUCAGAGUCAGCCCCUGUGGAGGAGGAACCUCAUGCCAGAUUCAAGGUGCACUCUAUCAUUGAAAGUGACCCGGUGACCCCACCGAGUGACCCCAGCUUACCCAUCCCCACAAUUCCUUCUGUGGCUGCAGCAAAGCUCCCACCUCCUGUCACCCCUUUGGGGCUCCCACACCAGAGUCCCCCUACUAAGGUGACAGAGUGGAUCACAAGGCAGGAGGAACCUCGGUCUCAGUCUGCCCCAUCUCCAGCUCUUCCCCCAGACACAAAAGCCUCUGACCUUGAUACCAGCUCCAGUACUCUGAGGAAGAUCCUCAUGGACCCCAAGUAUGUGUCUGCCACGGGUAUCACUUCCACAAGUGUCACAACUGCCAUCGCAGAGCCUGUCAGUGCUGCACCUUGUCUGCAUGAGGCACUGCCCCCUCCCGGUGAAUCGAAGAAGCCUCUUCUGGAAGAAAAGCCAGCAGCUCCAGUCACCAACACCUCCGACACACAGGCCUCAGAGGUUCCAGUGGCCACUGACAAAGAAAAGGUGGCUCCUGUCAUUGCUCCUAAAAUCACUUCUGUCAUCAGCCGGAUGCCUGUCAGCAUUGACUUGGAGAAUUCACAAAAAAUAACUCUGGCGAAACCAGCUCCUCAAACCCUGACUGGCCUGGUGAGUGCUCUGACCGGCCUGGUGAAUGUCUCCUUGGUCCCAGUGAAUGCUCUGACCGGCCCAGUGAAUGCCCUAAAAGGCCCUGUGAAGGGCUCAGUGGCCACACUGAAGGGUCUGGUGAACACUCCUGCUGGCCCUGUGAACGUCCUGAAGGGGCCUGUGAACGUCCUGACGGGGCCUGUGAACGUUCUCACCACACCGAUGAACACCGCUGCAGGAGCAGUGACGGUCACAGCGGGGGCAGGCACUGCUGCUUCCGGUGGUGGGACUGCCACAACGGCAGGUGCGGUGACGGUGGCUGGUGCAGUGAUCGCACCAUCAGCAAAGUGCAAACAGAGAUCCAGCACCAGUGAAAACAGUCGGUUCCACCCGGGGUCUAUGUCUGUGAUCGAUGACCGUCCGGCAGACACAGGCUCUGGCGCCGGGCUGCGUGUGAACACUUCCGAAGGCGUUGUGCUCCUGAGCUAUUCCGGGCAAAAGACUGAAGGCCCUCAGCGGAUCAGCGCCAAGAUCAGCCAGAUCCCCCCAGCAAGCGCCAUGGACAUUGAAUUUCAGCAGUCGGUGUCCAAGUCCCAGGUCAAAGCCGAUUCUGUCACAGCAUCACAGCCCCCGCCCAAAGGUCCUCAAGCUCCUUCCGGCUAUGCAAAUGUGGCCACCCAUUCUACUCUGGUAUUAACUGCCCAGACGUAUAACGCAUCUCCUGUGAUUUCAUCUGUGAAGGCCGACCGCCCGUCCUUGGAGAAGCCUGAGCCUAUCCACCUCUCUGUGUCUACCCCUGUCACCCAGGGCGGCACAGUGAAGGUUCUCACCCAGGGCAUAAACACAUCCCCAGUGCUGGUUCACAACCAGCUGGUUCUCACCCCAAGCAUAGUCACUACUAAUAAAAAGCUUGCUGACCCCGUCACCCUCAAAAUAGAGACUAAGGUCCUUCAGCCAGCUAACCUGGGGUCCACUCUCACCCCCCACCACCCUCCUGCUAUGCCCAGCAAACUGCCCACAGAAGUGAACCACAUCGCGUCGGGGCCCAGUACCCCAACAGACAGAACGGUUUCUCAUUUGGCGGCCACGAAGCCAGACACACAUUCUCCUCGCACCAGUGGGCCUGCUCCGUCCCCGUUCCCGAGGGCUUGCCACCCUAGCAACACCACAUCCACUGCUCUCUCCACUAACGCUACAGUCAUGCUGGCUGCAGGCAUUCCUGUGCCUCAGUUCAUCUCCAGCAUACACCCAGAGCCUUCUGUCAUCAUGCCACCCCACAGCAUCACCCAGACUGUGUCCCUUAGCCACCUGUCCCAAGGUGAGGUGAGGAUGAACACGCCCACGCUGCCCAGCAUCACCUACAGCAUCCGGCCAGAGACACUUCACUCUCCUCGGGCUCCUCUGCAACCCCAGCAGAUAGAGGUCAGGGCCCCACAGCGUGCAGGUACACCCCAGCCAGCUACAGCCGGUGUCCCUGCCCUGGCCUCCCAGCACUCUCCAGAGGAAGAAGUGCAUUAUCACCUCCCUGUGGCUCGAGCCACAGCUCCUGUGCAGUCAGAGGUGCUGGUCAUGCAGUCCGAGUACCGCCUGCACCCAUACACUGUGCCCCGGGAUGUGAGGAUCAUGGUGCAUCCCCAUGUGACAGCAGUCAGUGAGCAGCCCCGGGUAGCAGAUGGGGCAGUGAAGGUGCCACCAGCUGGCAAGGCCCCUCCACAGCCAGGGAAGGAUGCUGCCAAGACAGCAGAUGCCAAGGCAGCCCCCACCCCUGCCCCUCAUGGCGAGGCCCGCAUCCUCACAGUCACCCCCAGCAACCAGCUCCAGGGGCUGCCCCUGACCCCACCUGUGGUGGUGACCCACGGGGUGCAGAUCGUGCACUCCAGUGGGGAACUGUUUCAGGAGUACAGGUACGGAGACAUCCGCACCUACCACGGCCCGGCCCAGCUCACUCACACGCAGUUUCCCGCUGCUGCUUCCAUGGGCCUGCCUGCCCGGACCAAGGCACCUGCUCAGGGCCCCACUCCUGAAGGUGAGCCCCUGCAGCCUGCCCAGCCUGGCCAGCCCACACAGCCUGCUCAGCCUCCACAGCCCAUCCAGCCCACCCAGCUUAGUCAACCAGGCCAGCAACCCAGCAGCAAGAUGCCUCAGGUCUCCCAGGAGGCGAAGGGGACCCAGACGGGAGCAGAGCAGCCUCGCCUCCCACCUGUACCUGCAAACAGGCCAACUGAGUCUCAUGCCCAGGUUCAGAGGGCACAGGUGGAAACAAGCCAGACCUCCUAUCCCUCCCCUGUGUCUGUCUCCAUGAAGUCUGACCUCACAGCACCUCUGCCUGCUCAGGCUGCUCCAAAGCAGCCGCUGUUUGUCCCCACAACCUCAGGCUCCAGCACCUCUCCAGGACUGGCCCUGCUGCACACUGAAGCCCAGCCCACCCCCAAACAGGAUUCCUCUCCACACUUGACUUCCCAGAGGCCUGUGGAUAUGGUCCAGCUUCUGAAGAAGUAUCCCAUCGUGUGGCAGGGCCUCCUGGCCCUCAAGAAUGACACAGCUGCUGUGCAGCUCCACUUUGUCUCUGGCAACAACGUCCUGGCCCAUCGGUCCCUGCCUCUCUCCGAAGGAGGUCCCCCACUGAGGAUUGCCCAGAGGAUGCGGCUGGAGGCCACACAGCUGGAAGGGGUUGCCCGAAGGAUGACGGUGGAGACAGAUUACUGUCUGCUGCUGGCUCUACCCUGCGGCCGUGACCAAGAGGAUGUCGUGAGCCAGACCGAGUCCCUCAAGGCUGCUUUCAUCACCUAUCUCCAGGCCAAGCAGGCAGCGGGAAUCAUCAACGUUCCCAAUCCCGGCUCCAAUCAGCCCGCCUAUGUGCUGCAGAUCUUUCCACCCUGUGAGUUCUCUGAGAGUCACCUGUCCCGACUGGCCCCUGACCUCCUUGCCAGCAUCUCCAACAUUUCUCCCCACCUCAUGAUUGUCAUCGCCUCUGUGUGAGCCACUGAAUGGUCACCACCGGUGUACUUCCCUGAGGCUCUGCUGCAAAAAAUAAACAUAGGACAACGUAGCCAAGUGGAGGAAGAAGCUGCCAAAGGGGACAUACUCCACUGCCGCACGCCAGCCUCACCCUCCUGCCCGCCCUCCCGGCUCAGUCGGACAUACCCCCCUGGGCAGUGGUGCUGCUACUUGUAUGUUUACAUGACAUUUAGCCCAAGGACAGACCACCGACCGACAGACGCUGCAGACACCUUGGGGCUGGGUGUGCUCUCCUCUUUUUGGAGAGAAGGAACAGGGCAGUGGAAUUAUUUUUUUGUUGUUUUGUUAAGAAACAAGAGAACAGAACUGCCUUUGCACUAAAUUAGUGACUUGGACUUUUGCACAGUGAAGACAGGCUGUGACCCUCUGGAUGUCUUGGUGUACGUGAACACACAUUGAGGACGCUCACAUAGGACUUGGAACUUCUGCUGAAACCCUGGGGUCAAGGAACAUUUCAUCGGGUUGUUUUGUCCCCAUUCCUCCCUUCCCCUUGCUCAUUUGGAUGUCAUCUUCUUUCUUAAUUCUCCUGCUGCCACCAUCUUUGAUUCACCUGGGAUGUACAGUUUACAAUCGAACAAGAGCAGAGGAUUUUCUUUCUUGGUGGGAUAUGCAGAACUUGGGAUGUGUGUAUAUAUAAAUAUAUAAUAUAUAUAAAUAUAUAUAAUACUGACUUAAAAAAUCAAAUUCCCCUGACAUACAUUUUUUUUAAUCUGUGCCAAAAAUGUGUUUUCAGAGAAAAUCUUAUUUUCAUACUCAGACUUUGUAUUGUCACUCACUUGUAUACGUGCGCUUCGUUUCAGCACGGGCCCUGCCCCCGUGGUUUGGAAGUGUCACACACACACACACACACACACACACACACACACACACACGACUGGCUUCCCCUCUUCCUGAUACCUUGACCUCUCCCCGCAACUUCCUAACACUUAUUAAUUUAUGAAACUGUUUUUCUCAGCGCAGUUUUGUUUUGUGUGUCCAUUGGAUUACAAACUUUAUUAAAAAAUACAAAACA